AAGAUCGAUCAUUGCAAAAUAAAGAAUGAAACUUGUAUAUAUACUACUACAUUGUUCUCAGAUUUCUUUUUUGUGAAUUCAUGGCGGAUCUUCAAGUUAAUCAACCAGAAAUGAUGAAAGCUAUAAUCUUCAUGUCUUUGUUUUUCUUCUUUCUCAUUCAUAUAAGUUGUAACUGGUUCCUGCCUAAUCGGGUUACAUACCUUCUCCGCCCAGGGAUGCAGCAGCAAACGGACAUGAAACUGAAGCUACCAGAAAUGACGAACACCAACAACCCAUCUACAGAUGACAAUGAGUGCACUGUUCGAGAACAAGACCGUUUCAUGCCAAUAGCAAAUGUGAUCCGAAUCAUGCGAAAGAUCCUCCCUCCACAUGCCAAGAUCUCUGAUGACGCCAAAGAAACCAUCCAAGAAUGUGUUUCUGAGUACAUUAGUUUUGUGACGGGCGAAGCCAAUGAUCGCUGCCAGCGUGAGCAGAGGAAGACCAUCACCGCUGAAGAUGUCCUGUGGGCUAUGAGCAAACUGGGAUUUGAUGAUUAUAUCGAGCCUUUGACUGUCUAUCUCCAUCGCUACAGGGAAUUUGAUGGCGGUGAACGUGGAUCCAUAAGGGGUGAGCCACUUGUCAAGAGGGCUGCUGAUCCUGGCCCAUAUGCUUUUGUGCCUGCUGCUUUUCAUCAUCAUAAUGGCUUCUUUGGUCCUGCUAGCAUUGGUGGUUUCUUCAAGGAUCCAUCAGUUGCUGGCCCUUCUGGACCUACUGCUGUUGCUGGUUUUGAGCCAUAUGCUCAUUGUAAAGAGUAACUGAGAUGGUAACAAUGAGACGUUGACGUUCUGUUUGCUACUCGUUUAGUUUUCUUUCUUUUAUCGGUCAUUUAUCUUUUUUCCUGCUUAACAUUUAUGGCCUGUGUUGCAC
Messenger RNA from Cynara cardunculus var. scolymus (artichoke), 906 nucleotides. RefSeq names its product nuclear transcription factor Y subunit B-6-like. Bases 81 to 794 code for a protein of 237 amino acids. NCBI's taxonomy places the organism in Eukaryota, Viridiplantae, Streptophyta, Magnoliopsida, Asterales, Asteraceae. Gene Ontology annotation, cellular component: nucleus; CCAAT-binding factor complex. The transcript has a single exon. Gene Ontology annotation, biological process: regulation of transcription by RNA polymerase II. Gene Ontology annotation, molecular function: DNA-binding transcription activator activity, RNA polymerase II-specific; protein heterodimerization activity; RNA polymerase II cis-regulatory region sequence-specific DNA binding. The record is from RefSeq and is a predicted model, not a curated record.